Molecule: messenger RNA, 1425 nt
Organism: Penicillium nucicola
Lineage: Eukaryota; Fungi; Ascomycota; Eurotiomycetes; Eurotiales; Aspergillaceae
Exons: 4
Coding region: 1-1425 (474 amino acids)
Cellular component (GO): cytosol
Molecular function (GO): pyridoxal phosphate binding; transaminase activity
Source: RefSeq, a predicted model, not a curated record
AUGGGUGACUAUACACCAGAUUUGGCUGAUGCUGCGGUGCCAACACUUGCUGGAAAGCAAGUUGAACCCACCAAUGUCAAGCCUCCAAGCGGUGUUCUAUAUCACCAGCUCCGCAGAGAGCCUUUGAACAUCGUCGGGGGAAGAGGCAGUUACCUCAUUACUGACACCGGCAUGGAAAUCCUGGAUGCAACAUGCGGUGCAGCAGUGUCUUGUCUGGGACACAGUGACGAGCGCGUACACGACGCAAUACUGGAACAACUCAAGAAGAUUCCGUACUGUUACUCUAUGUACUUCACAAACAGUGCUGCAGAGAGUCUAUCCAAGUUUUUGGUCGACUCCACUGGCGGCAAGAUGUCUCGUGCUUAUAUUGUCAGCUCGGGUACUGAAGCGGUCGAAGCAGCCGUCAAAAUGGCCAUCCAGUAUUUUACUGAGCUUCCAGUACCCCAGCCUCAGCGGGUGAAUAUUAUCUCUCGGAAGUCGUCCUACCAUGGUAAUACACUGGGAUCCCUUGCUGUUGGACAUCAUGCUUCGCGGCGGAGGAUCUAUGAGAGUCUUCUUUCAAAGAAUGUGCACCACAUCUCCCAGUGCUAUCCCUACCGGGGAAUGAAGACCAAUGAGAGUGUCGAGGACUAUGUUGCGAGAUUGGCUCAAGAAUUAGACGACGAAUUCCAGCGACUUGGUCCUGACACUGUCUGCGCUUUCGUGGCAGAAACGAUGACCGGAGCUACGCUCGGCUGUGUACCUCCACUACCCGGCUAUCUCAAGGCAAUGAAGACAGUCUGCGACAAACACGGAGCCCUGCUCAUCUUGGACGAAGUUAUGUCCGGCAUGGGCCGCACAGGAACUCUCCACGCCUGGGAACAAGAAGAUGUGGUUCCCGAUCUUCAGACAAUCGCCAAGGGUCUGGGUGCAGGAUACGCACCUAUUGCCGGUCUCCUCAUUAACAAGCAUGUCGUCGACACACUCAGCAACGGAACGGGCGCUUUCGUUCACAGCCAGACAUAUCAAGGUCACCCUGUUUCCUGUGCAGCUGCUUAUAAAGUACAGCAAAUCAUCAAAGAAGAUAACCUGUUACCGAAUGUUCGUGCCAUGGGCGAGUAUCUUGGUCAGAGGCUUCAUGAGCGGCUGGAUGGUCAUUCUCAUGUCGGUGAUAUUCGUGGCCGGGGUCUAUUCUGGGCUAUGGAGUUCGUUCAGGAUAAGGCGACGAAGGAGCCGUAUCCGCCAUCCAAGGCGCUCUCUUGGACUCUUCAUACCACGGGUCUUAAAUCUGAGUAUUCGAUCUCUCUGAUGCCUGGUAGUGGCGGCAUUGAUGGCGUUAACGGCGAUCAUAUUAUUUUGGCGCCUCCUUAUAAUACUACUCGGGCUGAGAUUGACUUGAUGGUUGAUCUGACUGUUCGGGUUAUUCAAGAGGUGUUGGGAGAGUAG